This is a messenger RNA of Ilex paraguariensis (yerba mate), 279 nucleotides long. The record is from the annotation of a GenBank genome assembly. Lineage: Eukaryota; Viridiplantae; Streptophyta; Magnoliopsida; Aquifoliales; Aquifoliaceae.
AUGGGUCCAAGAAUUUGGGUGUAUUCUCUGGUUCUUUCCAUUCAAGUAUUGAUUAUAGCAGCUCAGACAAAUAACCAGGAUUAUGUUGCUCUACAGUCUCUUCAGGCUAUAUGGCAAAACACACCACCCAAUUGGGUUGGGCCAGAUCCAUGUGGUGCUGGCUGGGAUGGAAUUGGGUGCACCAAUUCCCGUGUGACUUCUAUAACAUUGGCAAGCAUGAAUUUGACUGGUCAGCUGUCUGGAGACAUCCAAGCGUUAGCUGAAUUACAGAUUCUGUAG